Molecule: messenger RNA, 513 nt
Organism: Peronospora farinosa
Lineage: Eukaryota; Oomycota; Peronosporomycetes; Peronosporales; Peronosporaceae
Source: the annotation of a GenBank genome assembly
AUGCGUAUCCAUACGUGCUACUUUUGCUCGAGCCCCGUAUAUCCGGGUCAUGGCAUCACCUUCGUGCGCAAUGACAGCAAGAUUUUCCGCUUCUGCCGCUCCAAGUGCCACAAAAAUUUCAACCGCAAGCGCAAUCCACGCAAGGUUAAAUGGACCAAGUCCUUCCGAAAAGCAGCGGGCAAGGAGAUGGCGCUGGACACCACGUUCGAUUUCGAUAAGCAACGUCAUCGUGCUGUCAAGUACGACCGUGAGCUUAUGGGCGCUACCAUUCACGCCAUCGAGCGUGUGACGCAGAUCAAGGAGAAACGCGAGGCUGUUUUCUAUAAAAACCGCAUGAAGGACAGCAAGGCCAAGGCCAAGGCGCGCGACAUGCGCGAGCUGGAGCAAAACAUUUCUCUUAUCGAGCCAGCGGCAUCAGCACUCAAGGACCAGGCACAGCUCAACGUGUCGGUUUCCAAGCAGAAGGAUGCGGCAGCUACCGAGGCACCAUCCUCUAUGGUCUUAGAUCAGUAA